AUAAGCCAUAACUUAUGCACCAUGCAUAAGCCUGCAUUAGUCCAGCCCAUUAUGCACCUAGCCCAAUAGAAUUGCAUUGCUUCCUACACCCCAAAGGAAUUGCUUCACCAUGCAAGCAAACAAGACAAAACAACACACAUCACCGUCUUCCACACAAACGGUAACAAACACGACCAAACUUCCACCACCGCAAAUCACGUCGGAAACAAACUUCCACCACCGGAAACCGUUCAGAAACCACAUUCACCAUAACCGCAUUCACGUCGGAAACGACAUUCACCACCGGAAGCAAACCGCAUUCACGUUGGUAACGGCAUUCACCACCGGAAGCAGACCAUGUCGGAAACGGUAACAAUCACGUCGCAAACUUCCACCACUGCAAAUCACGUCGGAAACAAACUUCCAUAACCGGAAAUCGCAUUCACCAUAACCGCAUUCAUUCAUCAUCAUCGCCGCAAAACAGUUGGAAAAGAUGAAAACAAAACAGGUUAACAAAUCUAACGACCUAGGGCCAAUUCCAAACUUCAGUAUUGGACUUACGCAAUUAGAGCAGGAGCAAGCAUCUGAUGACGAUAAUGGAAAAAAGAAUGGUAAAAAGAUGGAAAAGAAGACGGAUCAGAUAAACCGUGGGAAAAGGAAACAACAAUCUGAUGAAGGAAGUUCAGAUGACAAAAAUGCAAAGAAGAGUGGUAAAAAGAUGAAAAAGAAGCCGGAUCAGAAAAAACAACAAUCUACUGGAGAAGAAUCUGAUGAAAAGAAGAGUAUUUUUGUUAACAAAUCUGAUGAAGCAAGUUCUGAUGACAAAAAUGGAAAGAAAAACUUGGAUGUCGAUCAACGAUUGAGGCACAAGCUUAGCAUACCUAAGGUCUAUGACCUUACGAAGUCAAUAGAUGGAAAAAGAAGAAAAGACCAGAUAAUUCAACUUUUGAAUGAGAGUGGGUUUGGAGGAAUGGUUCAUAUAUGCAAAUGGACAAAAAUCCACAAAUUCUUUGUGGAAUGGGUUGUCAGACACUUUGAAAAAGAGAAUAUGUGGAUAAGACUGAGCAAGACGGAUGUGCUCCCACUGAAAGAAGAAGAUGUGCACAGAGUGUAUCAUCUCCCAAUGGCGGGGGAGCAGAUCAACAUUAAACUUUGCUCAGAAGCAGCAAUAAAGAGACUCAGGGUAGAGUUAGGAUUGGAUGGUGAUUAUUCUCCAUUUGUCAAGGCGACAGAGUUGGAGAUAAGACUGAAGAUAAUGGAGAAACCAAAGGCAUGGGUAAAGGGUGCAAUUUGUCUUAUAAUUCACAACAUUUUGUGCCCCACUAACAGCAGCUUAGUUUCUCUACAUUAUGCUCAAGUAUUAGAAGAGGCUUCAUCUUAUAACUGGUGCUCCCAUGUUCUCCAAUAUAUGAAAGACGGAUUGCAAAAUCCGGAAGUGGCAAAUCCAUUAGCGGACUUCCACUUCCUAAUGAUUAAUUACAUGGAGAAAAUGGGGAAGAGAAGCCCAUUCCUUACAGGAAAAUACAAGCAGCUAUCGCUUCGUGAUUGGGAUGUCAAGUCGGCAAACCAAGACCUUCAGAAGGUGCAUGAGCUUAUGGGACUGGAUAAAGGAUUGACAGUUGGGGUCAAAAGACUGCAGAGCACCGAUGAUGGUAUGCUUGUAAUGUGUUUUGAUGCAGAUACAUGUCCACUAUCUAAGUGAUGAUGAUGAAGAUGCUUGCGUGAAGGAUGGUGAAUGACGGUUACGGUGACGGUUAUGGCGAAGGAUGAUGAUGAUGUUGACGAAAAACGACGAUGGUGAUGAUGAUGGUGAAAAUGCAAUUGAUCGGCGACGGCGAGGUUGUGAGUAACUGAACGGCGGUACGACAGUGGUGAUGGCGAUGAACGGUUGGUUUUUUGAAGAAUAAAGAAAAGAGAAAUGAAUAGAGAAGAGAAAUGAAAAGAGAAAGAGAAAUGACAAAAUGGGCUAGUUUGGUUUCGUUUGGUUUUGGGGGGGGGGGGUAUGACAAAAUGGCUUCGGGUUCCAAAAGCAAUUAUGCACGGUGCAUAAGAAAAUCUUUAUGCACCAUAACCACUCCCAACGUGAAGCAAGGUUCGCCGGUGAAAUCGGCGCAAUCACGCAGUGACGUAGCCGGAAAACCACGUCGGAAAUCGGAGCAAAGAAUGCAGUCGCGAAAACGGAGAAAGAUAGCAGUUUCGCGAAAACGGAGUAAGAUUGUGGGGUCUGAGUUGAGAACCAUAGGAUCAUUACAAGUGUCCUGUUAUCUGAUGGUUGUGAUUAACUUAUGCAUGGUGCAUAAGUUAUGGCUUAUGCACCAUAAC
This is a messenger RNA of Medicago truncatula (barrel medic), 2301 nucleotides long. RefSeq lists its product as uncharacterized. The transcript has 5 exons. NCBI's taxonomy places the organism in Eukaryota, Viridiplantae, Streptophyta, Magnoliopsida, Fabales, Fabaceae. The record is from RefSeq and is a predicted model, not a curated record. The coding region runs from base 473 to 1681 and encodes 402 amino acids.